UGUGUGUCCUUGUCUGGACCUUGCUGGGGUUCCACAGAGCUGGCAAAGGCAGAUCCCUGCUGUGGGCCCUGGCAGCCCCUGGGGCCAGCCCCCUGACCCUUGCUGUAUUCUGUCUGUGCUGUUCCCAACAGGUGCCCGAGAUGCCGCUGCUGCCAAAGAAGCGCUGGGAGUCCAUGGCCAAGGGGCUGGUGCUAGGAGCUCUCUUCACCAGCUUUCUGCUGCUGCUUUACUCCUACGUGGUGCCCCCGCUGCACCCCAACGUGGCUACCACAACUUCAGAGUCCACAGCUCCCUGCUCCCCUGCUUCCAGUGAGCCAGAGACCAACAGGUCUGCCGGAGGGUGCCAACCCCAGCAAAACAUCGUUUUCAUGAAGACGCACAAGACGGCCAGCAGCACGCUGCUCAACAUCCUCUUCCGCUUCGGCCAGAAGCACGGGCUCAAGUUCGCCUUCCCGAAUGGGCGCAACGACUUCCACUACCCAUCCUUCUUCGAGCGCAGCCUGGUGCAGGACUACCGGCCAGGGGCCUGCUUCAACAUCAUCUGCAACCACAUGCGCUUCCACUACGAGGAAGUGCGCAGGCUGGUGCCGCCCGGCGCCACCUUUAUCACGGUGAUCCGCGACCCUGCGCGCCUCUUCGAGUCCUCCUUCCACUACUUCGGGUCCAUGGUGCCCCUCACGUGGAAGCUCUCGAGCCGGGACAAGCUGGCGGAGUUCCUGCAGGACCCCGACCGCUACUACGACCCUAGCGGCUACAACGCGCACUACCUCCGCAACCUGCUCUUCUUCGACCUGGGCUACGACAGCGGCCUGGACCCCAGCAGCCCGCGGGUGCAGGAGCACAUCCUGGAGGUGGAGCGCCGCUUCCACCUGGUGCUGCUGCAGGAGUACUUCGACGAGUCCCUGGUGCUACUGCGGGAGCUGCUGUGCUGGGACCUGGAGGACGUGCUCUACUUCAAGCUCAACGCCCGCCGCGACUCGCCAGUGCCGCGCCUCUCGGGGGAGCUGUACCGCCGCGCCACCGCCUGGAACCUGCUGGACACCCAGCUCUACCGCCACUUCAACGCCACCUUCUGGCGCAAGGUGGAGGCCUUCGGCCGCCGGCGCAUGGCCAGCGAGGUGGCCACGCUGCGCAGCGCCAACGAGCGCAUGCGCCGCAUCUGCAUCGACGGAGGUCAGGCGGUGGACGCUGCGGCCAUCCAGGAGUCGGCCAUGCAGCCGUGGCAGCCGCUGGGCGCCAAGUCCAUCCUGGGUUACAACCUCAAGAAGAGCAUCGGGCAGAGGCACGAGCAGCUCUGCCGGCGCAUGCUCACGCCCGAGAUCCAGUACCUGUCGGACCUCGGUGCCAAUCUCUGGGUCACCAAGCUCUGGAAGCACCUUCGGGACUUCCUGCGGUGGUGACAUCCCUCGGACCAGCGGCUUGCCUGCUCCCUUGGAGGGCUGGGCAGGGACCCGCUGGCGCUGGCCUUCCCUGGCCCCUCCUGGUGCCACCCUGGGAACCAGGGUGUGGCGGGGCUUCCCUGGGGUCAUUAGCCAGCCUGGGGUCAUCUCCCUGGGAGAUCAGUAUUUGACUAAUUCUGCUGUUUUUGUUUUUUUGUUUUUGUUUUUUGUUUUUUUGUUGUUGUUGUUAAACCCCCCUCCCCUCUUUUCAGCUUCCUCUUUAACGGGAGAUUCUGAAGUAAAAGAAUUUUAUGUGUUUUUGUUAAUCGA
This is a messenger RNA of Nannospalax galili (Upper Galilee mountains blind mole rat), 1709 nucleotides long. RefSeq names its product galactosylceramide sulfotransferase-like. The transcript is spliced from 2 exons. The coding region runs from base 141 to 1400 and encodes 419 amino acids. Gene Ontology annotation, cellular component: membrane. The record is from RefSeq and is a predicted model, not a curated record. Gene Ontology annotation, molecular function: galactosylceramide sulfotransferase activity. Lineage: Eukaryota; Metazoa; Chordata; Mammalia; Rodentia; Spalacidae. Gene Ontology annotation, biological process: galactosylceramide biosynthetic process; myelination.